Metarhizium album ARSEF 1941 is the source of this 654-nucleotide messenger RNA. RefSeq lists its product as uncharacterized. The record is from RefSeq and is a predicted model, not a curated record. NCBI's taxonomy places the organism in Eukaryota, Fungi, Ascomycota, Sordariomycetes, Hypocreales, Clavicipitaceae. The transcript has a single exon. Bases 1 to 654 code for a protein of 217 amino acids.
AUGGCAGGAUUGCAGCCUACCAUUCUCCGCCCAGCCACACCAUCCGAGCUCUUCCAAUAUUUGAUCGCCAAUACCACAUAUCCGACGACAGUGAUCAUCGGGUGGCCCCGAGAUCAAUUUAUAAGCGCCCUAGCGGAGGAUAUCCAACAACAAGAGCCUCACGCUACCGAUGAGGAAGACGAGCGUCGUCACCCGCUCCUUCGCGCAACCCUCUUCCAAACAGCCAUCUCGCGACACAUCAACGUCGUAUUCGCGCCCACUGUGACCCAUCUCCGAGCGUACCUGUCUACAUUCUCGGCUUCUAGGUCUAGAAUAACCGAACCGCCAAAUCUAGAUUCCUUACAAGAGCCGCCUGUGCUAAUUGUGUACGGACUUUUGGAAAUCCACCGAGAUGGAAUGGAGUGGUCGGCUCAAGGUAUAAGUUUCUCAACAGCGGCAUUCGUUGAGAGCGCGUUGAGGAAUAAGUUCCGAGCAGUGGCGGUAGAACCCAGGCGAACGGUUGCCACAGACGAGCUGGAGCAAUGUCUGAAAGAGAACGUGCCCGUCCUAACGGGCUCGUCGGUGAAGGAAGAUGGAUCCUGGAGUGGACCAAUUGUCCCCGUGGGCAGAGUUGUUUGCAGUUGGUUCAAGGUGGACAAUAGAAGUGACGGAUAA